Molecule: messenger RNA, 1613 nt
Organism: Chenopodium quinoa (quinoa)
Lineage: Eukaryota; Viridiplantae; Streptophyta; Magnoliopsida; Caryophyllales; Amaranthaceae
Product: salicylate carboxymethyltransferase-like
Exons: 4
Coding region: 221-1390 (389 amino acids)
Biological process (GO): methylation
Molecular function (GO): S-adenosylmethionine-dependent methyltransferase activity
Source: RefSeq, a predicted model, not a curated record
GGUGUAGACAUUGCCUAUAAAAUGUCACUCCCUCAACCUCAGUCCAUUCAACAAGGAAGAACUGUAUUUGAGCAUCUUCCUUCGUUCUACUAGUGUUUUUUUUUUUUUGAAGGAUCAUUCUACUCCACAUAAUUUUAUUAGGGAGAACAACUAACAUUAAAUAUCUUGAUUUAAUUUCUUCUUCUAGUUGUAACACAUUAUACAAUUUUAAUUUAUUUUUAUGGAGUUGACAACAAUGGACAUGCUUCAAAUUUUCCACAUGAACAAAGGCCAAGGAGAAGAAAGUUAUGCAAAGAAUUGUACUGUUCAGAACAAGAUAUUAUCCCUAACAAAAUCAUUUGUUGAAGAAGCCAUACAAGGCUACUUAAGCAAUGAAUUACCAGAGACCAUGGUCAUCGCCGACCUCGGUUGUUCAUCAGGCCCAACGGCCCUAGGGGCGGUGUCGGAGAUAAUCAACAUGGUUAAUGCAAGAUCCCGGAAGAUGGAGGGACAUUCAUCAUCACCCAAGUUUAUGGUGUUUUUGAAUGACUUACCAGGAAAUGACUUCAAUGGGGUGUUUGGAUCACUCAAUAAUUUUCAAAACAAGUUGAAAGAAGAAAAAGGCGGUGAAUUCGAGCCGUGUUCAUGUUUUGUAGCUGGUCUUCCUGGAAGUUUUUAUGGAAGGUUGCUUCCAAACAAGACUUUGCACUUUGUCCACUCUUCUUCUAGCUUGCAUUGGCUCUCUCAGGUUCCAGCGGGUUUGGAUGACAAAGAUAACGCAAAGAUGCUAAACAAAGGAAAGAUAUACAUGUCAAUGACCAGCCCAAAUGAAGUGAUAAAUGCAUAUAAAUUACAAUUUAGAAAAGAUUUCCUUUCAUUUUUGAAAUGUCGUGCAGAAGAAGUGAUUUCAGGGGGGCGUAUGGUGUUAACAUUUAUGGGUAGGAGGUCCAAUGAUUCUACUUCUGAAUAUAAUAAUUUCUAUCCUUGGGAGUUGAUUGCCAGGAGCUUUAACAGCAUGGUUUCUGAGGGAUUGAUUGAAGAGGAUAAAGUGGAUAAUUUCAAUGUGCCAUAUUAUGCACCAUGCCUAGAAGAAGUUAAACAAUUAGUAGAAGAAGAAUCAUCAUUUUUCGGGCAUCGUUUCGAAGCUGUUGAAGUGGAAUGGGAUGGAGACGUAAAACUGAUCAACAACAACCAGUCUGAUGAACAUAGUUUAUGCAAGGCGGCGCUCGCCAAGGGUGAAAGAGUAGCCAAGAUACAUAGAGCUGUGGUUGAGUCUAUGUUGGAGCAUUACUUUGGGAAAAAUAUUAUGGAUGAUCUUUUUCAAAGGCAUAUCAAGAUUUUGGAAGAUCACUUUAUUAAUAACCGUAAUUCCACAAUGAUUAGUUUAGUUGUUUCCUUAAUUAGAAAUUAAUUAGCUUUACCUUACAUGCUUAGAAGGUUACCUCUUACGUACAUAGCUAGUAUUUUAGUUCUUUCCUUGGAUUGCAAGUUAAUUUAAACUUCAUUUGUGCGGCUUAAGAUUUGCUAAUUUUUGUUCUUGUAAUAGUAUUUUUAAAUUGAAUGUGUUGCUAUGAAAUGUUUAAUAAAUUAGCCAUUUAAUGAUAUUCAAUCUCUAAUUUGGUUGAAGAUUUCGA